UCGUCUGACGGUUAUUUCUCAGAUUGAUUUGAAGUAUUUUCGCUAAUUAUUCCUGGCAUUAUUAAUAGGUUUAUUUAGUACUAAUUAAAUUAUUGAUAAGAGGAUAUUUUUUACAUAUGUUCCUAUGUAUUAAAUAAUUAAAGUGAUGCUUAUUUGACGUUUCUAAUUAUUUUUUUUAUAAUACUUCGUCUGCUUGUCAGAUAACUAAACGUCAUAUAAAUAAUAUUCUAUUUAUUGUUGAGAAAUACAGUGAAAAUCGAGGACAAAAGUGGAUUUUUUCAAAACAAGAGCAUAGAGAUGUCUAUUUCGACAGCAUGCGACCCUUCUGUCGAAAGGCACUUUAUGGGUCACAAAGACACUAUCUCAGGAUUAUGUUUUCAUCCUAAUACCACACACAUCGCAUCUUCCAGCUUGGAUAAAAAUUUGAUGGUAUGGAACUUCAGCGAUUCCGUAAGAGCCUACAAGUUUUCAGCACACAAAGAUGUCGUUUUAGAUGUCGAUUAUGCUCCAUCCGGAGAAGUCGUGGCAACAGCAUCCAAGGACAGAUCUGUGAGAAUAUGGGUUCCUAAAAUCCAGGGAGAUUCUUUGGAUUUUAGAGCUCACACGGGCGCGGUGCGAUCCGUACAAUUUAGUCCCGAUGGUGAAAAGGUUCUCACACACCGACCACUAAUUACAUCCCACAAUUUAAUCGUCUUAUCAUCACUGCAGGAUACUAUCAAUCUCCCAUCUGGAGAAUAUUUCGCACAUCUCACCCAAUUUGUGUGGUCGGUAAAAGAAAGGAGGAACCUUCUUCUGCAUACCAUCCAAACACCGGCCGUGGACGUAGAAUUUCAUCCCAGUGGAGGAGCGAUCGGAGCUGCGAAUACAAAUGGCUGUGUGAAAUUAUAUGAUCUGAGAACAGCAUCAUUGCAUCAACAUUACAGUAUUCACACUGGUGUUGUUCACAAAGCAAAAUUCCACCCAAAUGGGAACUUCAUGUUAACUGCUUCCGAAGACUCAACGAUGAAGGUUUUGGAUUUGCUCGAAGGCCGUCCCAUUUACACCCUUAAAGGUCAUGGGGGUGGAAUAACAUCGAUAGCGUUUUCGAAAAGCGGAGAAUACUUCACAUCCGGAGGAUCGGAUCGGCAGCUUUUGAUGUGGAAAUCUAACUUUGACAGAGACGACAAAGCGAGAAAAGUUGCGAGAAAACUGAUACCAUCGAAUCCCAAAUUGAAGUUGGACAAGCCUUUGUCUGAGAGUGUCAAGCCUCUCGAAAGGGAGUCUCACGAUGGAGAAGGAGAAGAAGAAGAAGAAGAAGAAGAAGAGGAUGAGGAAAAUCUGGAUGAAGUAAAAGAGUUCUUCUCACGAUCGGUCCAAAGUAUUAAAGACUUCGAGCCUAAGCGCAGAAGUUACGGAGAAUGCUUCUUCACUUUGCCUGGAGAAAAGGUAAAGGUUGAGGUGAUCAAUUUGAGAAAUUCGCGACCACAGGUGCAAGGUCACGUUGCUUCCUUACCGGUUUGUCAAGACGGAUCAAGAGCUGUUUCGGAAUCUAUGAGCCAAACUAGUACCGUCAUCGAGGCCCUCAGUGACCAAGUCGAAUCUAUACGGAACACUGUCGUUUUACUCGAACAACGACUCACUGUCCUAGAGGAAGAACUGAAAAACUAGAAUAUUUCAUACGGUUCGUCUACUUACAUAUGUUCAGUUCUUUAAAAUAAUUGGUAUUUUUUACUUUUUAUCAAUUAAAUAUUAUUUUUAUUUUUGUAUAAACGUAACAUUAGUAAGUUACAUACUUAUAGUUACUAAGCUUUUAAGAUUAUUGUCGAAAAGGUAAAGAAAAGAGCCUAUUGUUGUAAAUAAGUGUAUUUGCUUAAAGAAAUUAAACGAUUUCCAUCCCUAA
Belonocnema kinseyi is the source of this 1879-nucleotide messenger RNA. RefSeq names its product POC1 centriolar protein homolog A-like (gene Poc1). The coding region runs from base 298 to 1647 and encodes 449 amino acids. Gene Ontology annotation, biological process: cilium assembly. The transcript has 6 exons. Gene Ontology annotation, molecular function: protein binding. Gene Ontology annotation, cellular component: centriole; ciliary basal body. Lineage: Eukaryota; Metazoa; Arthropoda; Insecta; Hymenoptera; Cynipidae. The record is from RefSeq and is a predicted model, not a curated record.